AUGAAGCGCACUCUGAGUUCAUUGAGUUCGCAGAUCAACGAGAUGCGAGGAACGGUCUCGCCGAAAGAUAAUGACACCGUGGCGGUCAAGAGGCAAAAUUUGAGCUUAGAACGGUCAGCAUUCAAGAGACCCCAGGCAGCUGAAGAGUGGUGCGCAAAAUACGGACCUGUUCACUCCACUGAUCUUGUGCUGCACAAGCGAAAAUUGCGAGAUGUACGAGACCUCUUAGAGCCCAUGAUUCGAGGAGAAAGCUCUUGCAGAAUUUUACUGUUAACGGGCCCGGCAGGGUGCUCGAAGAGCAGCUGCAUAAAGCUUUUGGCAGAAGAAUUAGUGACACAAUACAGAUGGAAAUCGGCAAGUACGUUUUCCGUGUCCAGUAACAGCGGUGACCCCUGCUGUAUAGAAUAUGAUGGCAGCAACUUCCCUUUGGGUGUGUCGAAAGGGGAUCAUUUUGACCAGUUUCUUAUGGAGUCUCGAUAUCGGACGGGAUCUAAUCUCGCAGUGCUGCUGAUCGAAGAUCUACCAAAUAUAUUCAAUCUAAGCACGCGAACUCAAUUUCAGCAGUCUUUACUCCGGUGGCUUUGUAAUGGGGAACCACACCUACCGCCGUUAGUAAUAAGUCUCAGCGAAUGUGAGCUGCAAGCGGGUGAUAACAGUAACAAUACUUUUGGCAUCGAUACACAAUUUAUAGCAGAAACCGUACUGGGCUUUGAAGUUUUAGCGCACCCAGGGCUUCAGCGCAUAAAAUUCAAUCCGAUCAAUAAAACCCUGCUUAAAAAACACUUGAACGAUAUUAGUAUACGUGAGCAACAAUCUUUUACGCCCAGGAAGUGGGAACAUAGGGGUGAAUUCGUUUCUUCAGUUGUGGAACACUGUGGUGAUAUUCGAUCAGCUACUGGCGCCUUGCAAUUAUGGGCGACGUCGUCGCUCCCGAUUUUCUCAAAGAACCAUACACGAGAGCAAUCGAUCUCCCUUUUUCAGAGCCUAGGGCGAGUCAUGUAUGGGUCCAGCGAUAUAACUGACGAUAACCAAAUGGUUAACGAUUUGAUGUUGUCAAAUGGGCUCAACAUGAAUGACGUCUUCAAGCUUGGGUUGCUCGAAAAUUACUCAGCCUUCAACAAACACGACUUUCCAUUGAGGAGCGCCGCUGAAAUUACUGGCUCACUAAGCCUCAGUGAUACAAUGUCAGUGGAAUUCUCGGCAAAAAGCUUGGCCGAGGCAACAGAAUAUCCUUUGAGGGCCGUCAGAGAUACCUUCUCGCGUAACAAAAAAGAUGAGAGGUCAUCGCAUAACAAAUCCUACUUUCCCAGAGACUCUAAAGUACGGAAGAUGUGCCGAAAUUUUGAGGUCGACGUGGACAAGUUUUCUUAUACCACAAUGAAAAGAUACGGUUGUUGGUAUAGCUUUCGAAACGUUGCGCUAUACUUCAGUUAUUUUGCACCUUUCAUUAGAAAACGUCGAAAUUUCAAAAAAAAAUCGCUGCAGCAUUACAUUAGUUCUCUCGACUCUCCUUCUGAUAGAGAAGCACUCAUUGCCGCUAACUCUGAUAUAUUUGAAUGUGACGAGCAAGUGGACAUUCUGAGUCGCGUUGGAGGCGACUUGAGCUUGGUGACUGCCGGCCAGGAUGCUUUCGGAGAAAGGGACUUAAAAUCUAGAUACACGAGUUCAAAAACUCUUGUCCUCCAAAGGGUUGUUGCGCAGAAUUUCACGUUCAAUGAAGUGUCCACUGGUGAAUUAACUGAAGUUAACGUGGCUGAUGAACUCUUAGAUCCCAUCAUCAAUAGUGAUGAUGAAGAUGACGGCAUAAGCUUCGAGGACGAGGAUGAUGAUACUUUUUAUGACAUGUUGGCGUCACAAUCACCUCGCAAGCCUACUACAAACAGUACACGAAAUUGA
This is a messenger RNA of Lachancea dasiensis, 1896 nucleotides long. The record is from the annotation of a GenBank genome assembly. NCBI's taxonomy places the organism in Eukaryota, Fungi, Ascomycota, Saccharomycetes, Saccharomycetales, Saccharomycetaceae.